AUGGAGGUUCUCAACCAACGCUCGGCGCUGCUUUCCAACUACGAGGUUCUUUGGCUCCUAAAGGAACUCGAGAGCGACCAUCUCGCCCGGACUAAAACUGCACACCGCAUCAAAAAGGAGGAGGAGGCCGCUGGGCUCCCACCAAAACACCAGCCACAUACGGAUGACGUCUCGGAGAACUUGAGGACUGUAGAAGUCGAGGCCAUCUCGUAUCUGUCUGCAGACUAUCAACCCUCAGUAUCACAGACCGCAGAGGGCAUCUCCCAGCUCACCCGCACGCUCGGGCAGUGGGAUCUGACGAAAGCCGAGAAGCUGCAGAUCGUGAACCUCGCACCCACGGAACCUGUUGAGCUCUACGUUAUAGUGGAAGAGCUCGAAGACCGCUACGGUGAUCAAAUGGAGGAUAUCUUGACCGCCGUCAAGACUUCGCUGAAGGACACCUCCCCCGCUGUCAACGGCGCGUCCGAGGCUGCUCAGUCGGCGCAAGCGGAGGCCACCUUCACGGAAUACGCAGAAGACUACGCACAGGAUGCCGAACACUGGGACUAUAAUGCGAAUGAAGUGGUGUUUGAUGACACAGGGGAGGGUGCGGGCAUAGAGGGAGACCUGGACGUCGAUGAUGAUUCAUAG
Messenger RNA from Trametes versicolor FP-101664 SS1, 630 nucleotides. RefSeq lists its product as uncharacterized. The transcript is spliced from 4 exons. Gene Ontology annotation, cellular component: RNA polymerase III complex. Gene Ontology annotation, biological process: transcription initiation at RNA polymerase III promoter. Gene Ontology annotation, molecular function: nucleotide binding. NCBI's taxonomy places the organism in Eukaryota, Fungi, Basidiomycota, Agaricomycetes, Polyporales, Polyporaceae. Bases 1 to 630 code for a protein of 209 amino acids. The record is from RefSeq and is a predicted model, not a curated record.